AUGCUGCGUCUACGCAGAUGCGCUCGGCUUCCGGGCGUUGGUGGCAACCACGCGGCCCGUGGUCUGCACUCGCUGCCGUCCGCUGAGCUGCGCAGUCGCUUCCUGCAGUUCUUCGAGUCCCAGGACCACCGCGUGGUGCCCAGCGCGUCGCUGGUACCGCCUGGGGGCGACACAUCGCUGCUCUUCGUGAACGCUGGCAUGGUGCCGUUUAAGCAGGCCUUCCUUGGAUUGGACGGUGGGGCGGAGGCGCGCGGAUACUCGAGAGCCACGUCGGCGCAGCGUUGCGUGCGAGCAGGAGGCAAGCACAACGACCUGGACCAAGUCGGGCUCACGCGCCGCCACCACACCAUGUUCGAGAUGCUGGGCAACUUCAGCUUCGGCGACUACUUCAAGGAGCAGGCGAUCACCAUGUGCUGGCGCUUCCUCACACAGGAGCUGGGUCUACCCGUCGAGAGGCUGCACGUGACGGUACUCGAGAGCGACGAGGAGGCUCGUCAGCUGUGGAAGAAGAUCGCUGGGCUGCCCGACCACAAAAUCCUGCGGCUAGACGAGAAGGAGAAUUUCUGGGCGAUGGGCGACUCCGGUCCGUGCGGUCCAUGCUCCGAGGUGUUCUGGGACCUGGGUGACCACAUCGCUGACCCGGACGAACGCUUUUUGGAGCUGUGGAACCUCGUCUUCAUGCAGUUCUUCCGCAACGAAGGAGAAAACGAGCUUCACGCGUUACCAAGCUGUUCCGUGGAUACGGGUAUGGGCCUCGAGCGUGUCGCUUCAGUUCUCCAAGGUGUUCCAUCCAACUACCAUACCGAUGUCUUCGUGCCACUGCUGCACGAGGUGGCCUCAGUGCUGGAUGCUAGUCGCUCGGGAACCUCCAGGCAGUCGUUCUCAAGUGCGCUUGAAGAAGAGCUUGACCCAAGCCAGGAUCGUUUCGGGACAGGAAAGGAGAUUCAGACUCUACGGAUCAUCAGUGACCAUCUCCGCGCGACCUACGCAUUGCUGAACGACGGCGUCUUCCCGUCCAAUGUGGGCCGUGGCUACGUUUUGCGCCGCAUUAUCCGGCGAGCCAUCCGGCACGCUCAGCAGCUCGGUGUUCAGGGCGGCGCCGAUGGAAUAUUGGCUUCUAUCGCUGUUCCAGGAUGGAGUGAAGCUGCAGGUUUCCAGCAGAUGCGCGCGAUUGUUUCGAACGAAGAGAGGGCUUUUGAGGAAAUGCUACGCAAUGGCCGCGGUGCUAUUGAGAAAGCGUUCUCUAAGGCACAACUGGCCCAAACAGUUCUGUCCGGUACAGAUGCCUUCAGGCUAUACGACACGUACGGCAUUCCGCUUGAUAUCACUCAGGUGCUGGCGGAAGAAAAGGGUCUAUCGGUUGAUGUUGAGGGCUACGAUGCGUGCAUGAAAGAGCACAAGCAGCAGACGACCGACCGCAGUGCCUUCGCUGGCCAUCACACUCAGCGCUCACAACUCGCGGAGUCAUCCCCAUCUGCUUCGGCCGCUGCACUCGUAAGCGAAUUCGUAGGGUAUGAUCAGCUCGACGUCCCUGACUCGCGCGCCCUGGACAGCUGGUCGCUUCCGAACAAGAAGAAGGGGGCUUCAGACGAGUUCAGCGUCGUCCUCGAUCGCUGCCCAUUUUACCCUGAGGGAGGAGGCCAAGUGGGAGAUCGUGGGCAUCUUGCCAACGAUGACGCUAUUGCGUUGAAGUGCACACCGCCCAAGGGUAUGACGUACGCUGAGAUUUCGGCUCUGCUAUUCCCUGCUGAUGGCCAAGCGCCUACCGUGCAGGCAGUAGUGGACCAUAAGUUCCGCGCUGGUUGUGCCGUACACCACACAGCUACGCAUUUGCUGCAGCGUGCGCUAAAGGCUGAAUUGGGUGAGCACGUGACGCAGGCUGGCUCACAGGUCACAAACGACCGACUCCGCUUCGACUUUGCGCACUUCGGAGCACUAUCCACGGACGAAAUGGCUCGAGUGGAAGCGCGAGUGAAUGAAUUUGCAGCGGCGGAGCUGGAUGUGACAACCGUUCAGCUGCCUCGAGAAGAAGCCGAGCGCAGCGGCGCCAUUUGCAACUUUGGAGACAAGUACGGCGAUGUUGUCCGGGUUGUUCGGGUUGGCGGUAGCAAUGCUGCUGAAGGUGAAGCACCUGUAUCCAGUGAAUUCUGCGGUGGCACCCACGUGAAUAACGCGCGCGAGGUCUUCCCGUUCGCGUUGGUCAGUGAAGGAUCGGUGGCUGCUGGCACGCGACGCAUUGAAGCCGUCGCAGGGCAGGCCGGCGCUCGCUAUCUGCAAGCCAAGGCGCAGACGUUGAGCGAGGUGGCUGAUCAGCUGUCCACGACGCCUGCCAAGGUCGUGGAGCGGGUCACGAAAAUGCAGAAGCAGAUGAAGCAGCUGGAAAGUCGGGCCCAAGCUCUUGGCGAUGUGCUUGCCACGCUCCCAUCAACGCCGCUGGCAUCGGGACGCAUCGAUGGAGCCGUCAGCGUUCCUCUGGUUGAGUUGCACGCGCUGGAUCUGCCUGGUGGCGGCGAGUUCUCCAAGGUGGUUAAGCGCCGUGCCGAGUUCCUGGCGGGGCAAAGCGCGUCAGAUAGCGUGCUGCUGGUAAUGCUGGGACCGCAAGUGGCUUCCAUUGCCAACGCCGACGCGAAAGUCCACGCUGGCAAGCUGUUGCAGCAGGUGGUGAAGCCCCUGGGCGGCCGCGGAGGUGGCAACGCCAGCUUCGCGCAAGGAUCGGUCCCGGCAGAGCUAACUCCGCAAGAGUUUGCUCGACGAGUACUGGGCGAAUCGCAUGAAUGA
This is a messenger RNA of Phytophthora sojae, 2778 nucleotides long. RefSeq lists its product as hypothetical. The record is from RefSeq and is a predicted model, not a curated record. Gene Ontology annotation, biological process: alanyl-tRNA aminoacylation; tRNA modification. The transcript has 2 exons. Bases 1 to 2778 code for a protein of 925 amino acids. NCBI's taxonomy places the organism in Eukaryota, Oomycota, Peronosporomycetes, Peronosporales, Peronosporaceae. Gene Ontology annotation, molecular function: aminoacyl-tRNA deacylase activity; nucleic acid binding; amino acid binding. Gene Ontology annotation, cellular component: cytoplasm; mitochondrion.